AUGGGAGCUGCCGAAGUUGUGCAGACAGAAGCAACGGAGCGGCAAGGCCAGCUGGAGGGAGAACUUGCAGGAAGAGAAACUGGUGGUGACAACGGAGAGCCUCUACAAAUGAUGAGUCUGAAGCACGUUGCAGAGAGAGGCGAGGAAAUCCUUGACGUCCUUAGAAAACGCCACGAAUCGACGGGCUUGGUGGAUGCGGCGCGAAAUCUUAUCGAGAAUCUCCUUCCGACCCAUCGCCGUCUGCAAGUGGAGGCCUGGCGAAGAGCCACGGAGCGCCGCCAGUGCGCAGCGGCCGCCUUCGCAGCUUCCCAAGAGAUCGCCAAAGCAAACAAGCAUGAAGCCGGCACUGAAGAAGAGCCGCAGUCAGAGCUCGCGUCUCUCCACAAGCAGGCCGCACAGACGCGUGCUGCUGCAGCCCGUCGGGUUCAAGAGCUUCGCGAGUCUGGAGAGAAAAUCAGUGAAAUCAUGAAACGGCUUCCCAAUGCUUUGGACACUCGGGUUCCGCUGGGGAUGGAUGCGCGGGAUAACAAGGAACUCGAGCGCUGGUGGCCGCCGUCGCUCUCUGUUUCGUCGUCUUCCCUGCAUCCUGACGUGUCUCCAUCUUCUCUUCUUUCUCGUUCUUCGUCGAUUCCUCACCAGAUGCGUACCGAUCGAACCUUACAAGAGGGGGGAGGAGCAACUGUGGAGGAGAGAGAAAGCACCAUCGAUGGGGACCUCGCGAGCUCCGGGUUUUCAGAGAAGGUAGACAAUGACCGUGCCUCGACUGCGAGUACUUCUGAUGAAGGCCAGCAAAGGUCGGCGUUGUCUCCACCUGCGUCCCCUGCGCUCCUAGAUCACUCGAACCUUCUCUCGCUCCUGGACGCCUCCACAGAUGGCGAGGCAACUACUCGCAUGGCAGGCAGACGCCACUCCGCCCUACAGGGAAUGCUCGCUCGAUUGCACAGAGGCCUAAAGAACUACUUCCUCGAUUUCCUUCUCUCUCUCGAGAUCGGAGACGGCAAGAAGUUCAAGGAGAUCGGCGUUCCUCCCUUGAUUGUCAGCCGAUCCACUCUCGAAGGCACCGGCCAGCUGCCUCGUCUCGAAAACGGUCUCUUUGCUCUCUCGGCGACGCCGAACUGCCAGAUCGCCGGGGAGGAUGCAUUUCUUAUUCCGACUGCGGAAGUGCCUCUCGUUGGCUUCUACAGGCAAAAGAGGAUCGCCGAAGAGGAGCUGCCCAUACGUAUUGCUGCUGCGACGCCCUGCUUCCGGCUGGAAGACGGGACGUACGGUCGCUGGAAUCGAGGCCUUCUUCGACAGCAAGUCUUUGAGAAGGUCGAGUCUGUCGUCAUCUGCACGCCGGAGCAAGCAGAAAGGGAACACGCGAGACUGCGUUCAAUAGGGAAAACGCUGCUUAAGGAAUUGCAAAUUCCGUUUCGCGAAGUCCUCCUCUGCAGCGGAGACAUGAGCGCCACCGCCGCAAUAUGCUACGAUCUUGAGGCGUGGGUCCCGAGCCUCCAGGGAUUUCUCGAAGUUUCCUCCAUCUCAAACUGUUGGGACUAUCAGUUUAUCCGAGAGGAUCAAGCUGGCAAGCGACGCGGUGUGCGGAUACCCAAGCCCCUUCAGCCCUAUCUCGCAGGUCUAGAAGAAAUUCUCGAGGCCGGUCCGUCGUUGUCGGGCUGA
Messenger RNA from Neospora caninum, 1659 nucleotides. RefSeq names its product putative seryl-tRNA synthetase. NCBI's taxonomy places the organism in Eukaryota, Apicomplexa, Conoidasida, Eucoccidiorida, Sarcocystidae. Gene Ontology annotation, biological process: seryl-tRNA aminoacylation. Gene Ontology annotation, molecular function: serine-tRNA ligase activity; ATP binding. The record is from RefSeq and is a predicted model, not a curated record. Bases 1 to 1659 code for a protein of 552 amino acids. The transcript has 12 exons.